AGAAAAUCUGGACAGUCACAUGUUCUAGUAAAAACAGCCAAUCAUCAAUCGACGAAGAUCUACGGAAGGAAAUCCGUACUGACGUGAGUUUGCAGAUAUCUGUCAUUCGGGUUUUCUUUCUUUCUCUAUACAGACAGGAUUUGGUAUCGGAUGACUGAAGCAACUGCAGAUAAGACAACGGAGUGCAGACACUUACUGCCAUCACGUGGCCGCAGGAAUUCCCCAUGAUCACAUGACCGCAGGAUGACGUCAAAAUCAAAAAAGAAACACAAGCAAAGGCCAUGAACGCCAUGAGCGACGCGGACAGCGAGCGAGCGGACAGUCUAGACGGAUGGGUUGCCGUUAAAACCGACGCGUUCGACAACAGCGAGAACCAUAAACUCCGGUUUAUCGUGGAGUGGAACGAAAUAGAGUCGAAGUUUGCUGUGACGUGUCAUGACCGGACGCAACAGCGGCGCGGAGACGCUAGCGGGAGCUGCGCAGGACUGUUCUCCAGCGAACUCCUGGGACACGUGCACGCGCAUUUGUGUGCGGUGCGCGAUGAGCUCGCGUCGCUCUUCCCUGACCUGACGCGCUUCCGCGAGCCCAACCUGUGGGAGCUGCUGUUCUUCAGCGCGCCGCGGAGCGAUGUCGACGCGUCGUGCAGGCUGCUGGAGCGAUACUUCAGCUUCGCUGUGGACGCGUGCGGCCGCGGGAUCGUGCUGGACGCGCUCUUCAGCGUCAGUGAAAAGGAUGAGCAGGAAUACUACGAAAAUCUGCACGAGUUUAAACGCAAGGCGAUGCGGGACGAGAUCACGCGCGCUGAAGACGCGCUACGCGCGGUUGUUGACAGUCGUUCGAGUGCUGAUGGACUGAUGCAGCUGAUGAAGAUCUAUGAUGAAGAAGAUGAGCUCUACACACAGUUUGUCAGUGUGUCAACCCACUUUCACCAGAACCUUCUACAGCCCUUCAGAGACAUGAGAGAGCUCGCCACACUUUACACAACUGAGAUUCAGAAGUGUCUGCAGUAUGAAGAGUUGGGGCCGAAGCGUGUGCGUGAACUGGAGGCAGAGAUGAAUGAAUGGAGGCAGCGAGGUCAAGCGGCCGUUCAUUCAAUACAGGACAUCACCGCUGACUACUUCAAGAACACAUCAAACGCUCUCACAGGUAUGGUGAAACAGAUGGAAGAAGAUCAGAAAAGGUUUGGUCAGGCAUCUUGGACGAUGGCCACUCCCCGACAAGAGAAACUCAAACUGUUAUUGGCUAAAGAGACACUGCAGCACAUGAGAGCCAGAGAGAUGUGCAUCAAACGCAAGAGACUCCACAUACGAGAUAAAAUCCGUGGUGUGAUGAAGAGCGCGGGUGCCGUCAGUGCGCUGGAGCUGCAAUAUUAUGAAACACAGCUGGAACUUUAUGACUGCAGAUUUGAGAUCCUGAGAAACGAGGAGCUGCUGCUGCUGACACAGAUUCACACCACACGACGACAAAUCAGAGAGCUGCAGGAGCAGGUGGUGUAUUAUGACACCUGUCAGGACCCUGAGGAGCUGCUGGAUGUUCAGGUGGAUGUAAGCUCCGCCCACACACACCUGCAGCAGAGACUCAAACAGCUGGAGAAUAAAAGAGGAACAAUAUCAUCACGCAGAGCUUACCUCAGAAACCAGCGGGACGUGUGUGUUCAGGCUCACAAGCUGCAGCAGUGUUCAGUACUGCAGAAAUCCCAGCAGCACCACCAACACCAUGCCGCGCAGCUGCGAGAGAAGAGGAGAGAGGAAGAGCAUCAGAUGAAGGAGUGGGUGGAGGUCGAGAGAGAGAAAACUCUUAACAGACUCCGCAGCUUCAGAACGAGGCAUCAGGGUAAGUGUGUGUUAAAGGCUGCUCAGUCGAGGCCGAUGUCACAUGACGACGAUGAUGACUCAUCACAGCCUCUGUCAAUCAUAAGUCUGGGACCGCAAAACUCCGAUCCCUGUAGGAAGGCUCGUGCCCUGAAGCCAAGCGACAUCCCUGUGGAGAUACUGGUUCCAGACCAGACACCUCCUCCCCAGGUUCCUCCUACAUCUCAAGAACCUCCCCCACCCCAAGCUCCUCCCCCACCUCCUGCCCCACCCCUUCCUCCGCCACCCCUCCCUCUGCUUCCCGCUCUGCCGAUCAGCGAGAAGCUGCCUAAAAGAAACGCUCUGGAGCAAAACACUGGGUUAAUGGACGAGCUUUUAGCGUCCCUGCAGCGAGGUCAGAAGCAACUGCGUAAAGUCCCGAACCACACGGAGCACGUGGAUGUCAGAGACAGCAUCAUGUCAGCCAUCCGACAGGGUGUGGCACUGAAGAAAGUACCGCCCUCUGCCGGCCCCGCCCCUGCAGCAGACUCUGAGUUGGAGCGAAGCAUCAAAGCUGCCAUGUUGAGAAUGAAGAAGGUCACCAAUGAUUCUGAUGAUGAAGAAAGUUCAGAUAUGCCGUCCGGCGAAUGGGACUCUUAAAUGUAGACAACCACCUCUCCAAGAGAUUAUAAAGCCAAAGACGCCUCAGCCGUUACGCUGCAGUUACAACAGCGGGACAAACCAACAUCCUCAGUCAACAUUGAGUUUUAUUCUUAACUCUUUAGAAUCAACCUUAUAUUGAAUAUCACAGGUUGGGUUAAUGGCACUUUAAGUUGCUAGUAGAAACGUAUUUAUUAUUAAUUAUAAUAUAAUUAUAUUAUUGUUUUGCUGACAUCCGAUGGAUUUUAUUUGAAAACAUUGAAGAUGCUGCAGUGCCGGAUCAGGAUUGAAAAGGUUUCUAACAUCUGCUGUGAAAUGGGUUAUGUAAAGGAUUUGCUGAAUUUCAAUAAAAUAUUGUGUGAUAUUUUUGCAAGCUCCUUUUUUAUAUACAGAUUUAAGCAAGUUUAGAGAAGAAAACGUUAGCUGGCAAUGGUUUGCAAAGUUUUGCUCAAAAUAUCUGCUAAAUAACGACACCUUUUUUAAUCCAACAGUCUCUCACUGAAAUGAUCCAAAUAAAGAAAAUCGACUCGGAGAACACGUUUCUGUCUUUUCGAUGUUUAUUCUCGGUCAAGGACGAGUAUUCAAAUACACGAGAGCAAAUCA
Molecule: messenger RNA, 3053 nt
Organism: Triplophysa rosa
Lineage: Eukaryota; Metazoa; Chordata; Actinopteri; Cypriniformes; Nemacheilidae
Product: WASP homolog-associated protein with actin, membranes and microtubules
Exons: 10
Coding region: 282-2450 (722 amino acids)
Biological process (GO): Arp2/3 complex-mediated actin nucleation; endoplasmic reticulum to Golgi vesicle-mediated transport
Cellular component (GO): endoplasmic reticulum-Golgi intermediate compartment membrane; cytoplasm
Molecular function (GO): Arp2/3 complex binding; actin binding
Source: RefSeq, a predicted model, not a curated record